This is a messenger RNA of Megalobrama amblycephala (Wuchang bream), 3109 nucleotides long. RefSeq names its product dihydropyrimidinase like 2a (gene dpysl2a). Lineage: Eukaryota; Metazoa; Chordata; Actinopteri; Cypriniformes; Xenocyprididae. Gene Ontology annotation, molecular function: hydrolase activity, acting on carbon-nitrogen (but not peptide) bonds, in cyclic amides. The transcript has 14 exons. Bases 344 to 2065 code for a protein of 573 amino acids. The record is from RefSeq and is a predicted model, not a curated record. Gene Ontology annotation, cellular component: cytoplasm; cytosol.
UGUGUGUGUGUGUGCACGCGCGCGCGUGUGUAUGUGUGUGUGUGGAUCAGGGUGGGGUGUUGCGCAUGCACGGUGGCUUUGGCCGCGUAAAUCUCCAUCAGUGUCUGUCUGGAGCGUCCUGCCUCUGCGCCGGAGCAAGAGAGAAGAGCCCGUCACCUGAAACCGAGGGGAAAUUCAUCAUCCACCUUUAGCAUCUCUUCAGGAUUGUCUGGAAACAUUCCACCAUCGCAUCCGGGUUGUUUUGUGCCGACGGCGGCGGGUGUCAUUGAGCUGCGGGGCGUCGCUUCUCCAAACGCGCUUCGGGAACCAUUACGCGUGCGGAUCUCCAGCCAUCAGCGCAGAGAUGUCAGGAUACCAGGGCAAAAAGAACAUCCCUCGCAUCACUAGUGACCGUCUUCUAAUCAAAGGUGCGAAGAUAGUGAACGAUGAUCAGUCUUUCCAUGCUGACAUCUAUAUGGAGGAUGGAGUCAUCAAGCAAAUCGGUGAAAACCUCAUAGUUCCUGGUGGCGUGAAGAUCAUCGACGCCCACGGCAGGAUGCUGAUACCAGGUGGCAUUGAUGUUCAUACCCGCUUCCAGAUGCCCGACCGGGGCAUGACAGCCGCUGACGACUUCUACCAGGGCACACGAGCUGCUCUCGCUGGCGGCACCACUAUGAUCAUCGAUCAUGUGGUCCCGGAGCCCGGCGUUAGUCUGAUCGCUGCCUUUAAUCAGUGGAGGGAGUGGGCCGACCACAAGUCCUGCUGUGAUUACUCUCUCCAUGUGGACAUCACGGAGUGGCACAAGGGCAUGCAGGAGGAGGUCGAGGCGCUGGUCAAAGAUCACGGCGUCAACUCUUUCCUGGUCUACUUGGCUUACAAGGAUAUUUUCCAGCUAAAUGACUCUCAGAUGUAUGAGGUGUUCAGCGUGAUCAGGGACAUGGGAGCCAUCGCCCAGGUGCACGCAGAGAACGGUGACAUCAUUGCUGAGGAGCAGAAGAGGAUUCUGGGAUUAGGUAUUACUGGUCCAGAGGGACACGUCCUGAGCCGCCCAGAGGAGGUGGAGGCCGAGGCCGUCAACCGGGCUGUGACCAUCGCCAACCAGACCAACUGUCCGCUCUACAUCACCAAAGUGAUGAGCAAGAGUGCUGCUGAUGUCAUCGCCCAGGCUAGGAAAAAAGGUACCGUGGUGUACGGGGAGCCCAUCUCCGCCAGCCUGGGGACAGACGGCACUCACUACUGGAGCAAGAACUGGGCCAAAGCUGCAGCCUACAUCACAUCUCCACCCCUCAGCCCUGACCCCACCACCCCGGACUAUCUCAACUCCCUGCUGGCCUGUGGUGAUCUGCAGGUGACUGGCAGUGCCCACUGCACCUUCAACACCUCCCAAAGGGCCGUUGGCAAGGAUAAUUUCACCCUGAUCCCAGAGGGAACUAACGGCACUGAGGAGAGAAUGUCCAUCAUCUGGGACAAGUGUGUGGUGACAGGUAAGAUGGAUGAAAACCAGUUUGUGUCUGUGACGAGCACCAACGCUGCCAAGAUCUUUAACCUGUACCCACGGAAGGGCCGUAUCGCCGUGGGCUCUGAUGCUGACCUGGUGCUCUGGGACCCCGACGCCACCAAAAUCAUCUCUGCUAAGAGUCACCACCUGGCAGUGGAGUACAACAUCUUUGAGGGGACUGAGGUGCGUGGAGCUCCGCUGGUGGUGAUCAGCCAGGGGAAGAUCGUCCUAGAGGACGGGAACCUGCACACCACUGAGGGUUCUGGACGCUACAUCACCCGUAAACCCUUCCCAGACUACGUCUACAAGAGGAUAAAGGCCCGCAGCAGGCUUGCUGAGCUGCGCGGAGUCCCACGAGGUCUUUAUGACGGUCCAGUGUGUGAGGUCACUGUGACACCUAAGAUCAUGACCCCUGUCACUUCUGGUAAGACUUCUCCAAUCAAAACUACUCCUCAACCAGUUCGCAACCUGCACCAGUCUGGAUUCAGCCUGUCUGGGGCUCAAAUUGACGACAACGUCCCUCGUCGUACCACUCAACGCAUUGUGGCGCCCCCAGGUGGCAGGGCCAACAUUACCAGCCUGGGAUAAAAUAAUUUACUCCACAGAGGAAAAUAAAGGAUGGGGUGGGAUGGGAUGGGGGGUUAAAGAAACUUGGGCUUUUUCUCCGGGACUGGUCCAAGCAUCUGGACAUGCGUUCCAACAAGCACACCUCCACUUCCUCCAACACUUCAGUCCGUUCACCCACCCCCAACCCCCAUCCUUCUAGCAUCCUGUUCUUUGAAUGUGUGUUGCUUUGAUGAAUACGCUUCAGGAUGACUUGGCAUUAAACUGGGUUAUGUGCUGGAAUAGUUGGCUAUGUUCAGACUAGCAUACUACUAAUUCUUCAGUAUGUAUACUAUUCAUAGUACGAGAGUUUUCUGUGUGCACUGAACCACCUACUACAUUUUGCAAAAUGUGCAACAGCAUAUUGCACUACGUACUGUAUCCCAUAAUGCAAUGCAACCAUCCAUUUCACAUGUGACGAAUGAACUGGAAAUAAUAUCAGCAUCUUUUUUGUAAUUUUCUUAUUUAAUCAGUAUAUAAAUUAGGAUUUUCUUUACAUGCAAUUAGAUUCAAAUGCAAAAUAAAUUAUUUAUUUCCGCCUUGAUAAAUGUGACGUAAACAUGCAAUGCAAAAAUUUAGUUUUUUUGCCAAGUGUUUCUGAAACUUAGUAAGCUACGUUCAAAGAACAGGAACUAGUACUCUAUCCGUCAUUUGCCUCCAUACUUUAAUGUUUUUAUUUGUUUGCAUUCUGGAAAAGAACAGCACAAAACUCCCGCCUGUAUUGUUUAGUAUUAAAGGUGCAAUAUGUAAGAAUUUUGCAGUAAAAUAUCCAAAAACCAGUAGUUAUAUAUUUUGUUCACUUGAGUACUUACAAUAUUCCAAAUGUUUCCAACCAUUUGUAAAUCGUGAGAAAAUUGCAGUUUUAACCAAGGAUUCGGGACGUGUGAGUCGCCUGUCAGUUGCGUCAUACCCACGUUACCCUCGGUUUCCGGUUUAAUUUUGUAGAAACCAUGGAAACACCAAAGAUGCUUUAAUAUAUUACAUGUUUUAAUAGACAAGGGAACAACUGUUUUGAUAUAUUUAUAGACA